AAGGUGCGAAUAAUGGAAAGGUGGCGUCCAUGUUAUGUUCAAUUAAUCGAUUAUCACCGGAGCUAGCAGUGCGACCGUCGACGUUAUAGUCGUGAAAGUGAAGCAGUUAAGUGUUUCGACGUGUCAUCCGCGUAGAUCGACAGCGGUUCGAGGCCGAAACACGGCAGAUUGCGGAGUCGACAAGUGAGCGUGCGCGUACGGCGACCAUCUUGUGUAUUCUCGUGACUCGUAUUACUCGUGCACAUCGCGCUCUGCUCCGAGGGCGUCACAGGCUAAGCUACCGCUAAAGUGAUAAGUGAACUGUCCGUCAUAGUCUUUAUCCAGAUCUUGUUAGAAUUUAAGACGUGCCGACCGGGGACAUGAACUGCCAGGCGCAACAACAAGUCCGGGGGCGAAGACGCUGCACCCGGACGGCUCUCCCGGUGACCCUAGGGGCGCGACGCGAACGAGAACGUGAGCGUCGUGAGGAGCGCUAUGCGGGGAGCAAAUGGGGUGCCGCCCCAGCUGCAGCCGCACUACCUCCUCCGCCCACGCACUGGCGCCGCGAGGGCCGCUGCCGACCCGAACCCGAUCGGGCACUGCCACUCAAACUUCUUCUCAACGUCAGCGUCUCGGCGUAGACGCCGCCCUGUAUGGACUCUAGUGUUAGUGCCCGGGGGCGCAGCCCGACGCCGCUAUGCGCCGUAGGGCUGCGCUCCCGCCUCUCUCGUGCUAAGUUUUUUAUUUCGUAACGCGAAGCGCGUCUCUGGCGCGUGAGUGGCGGCGUAGCACGGUCUGUUCCGCGCAAUUCCGCCUCGGCGUCGACAAAAUUCCGGCGUUAGGUAUUAUUUUGUGAAAAUUUUAGUAGUUAAGUGCAGAACCGCGCGCCCGCGGACGACGCCACCGUCAACUCAGCCGUAUCCCUUUUAAAAAUACGAGAAAAACACAAAAAAAAAAUAGCGGGAGCAGUUGGCGUGGCGGUGGGGGGUCCGCGGCGGCGCGAAGCCCGACGCUUCGACCCUCGUCUCCGUCGCCUUGCACCCUCAAGCGGCACUAGGGCGCUCCUGUGAUUUUUUUAUUAGGGCUCCUCGCAAGUCGCGCUGUGCUCUCGCUCUCGAAAGAAAAAUUAUUUUGAGUUUUCUAUAUGUCUCGACUGAUGUAUAACUGCCGAAGUUUGUAAAUUUCGCGAGGGCGCAGCGCCGCGUCUUGGAGCCCGCGCCGCGUGACCGUUGGGCUUGCCGUUGCAAGGCGCACGAACGUUGCAUUUUUUUUAUAAAUGAGGCGUUAUAUUAUAUUUUUCGAGUGUCUCCGGUGGUGAGGCUCUAGGCGCCGGGCCGGGGCGCGCCCCGCUAGUCGUAUCGUUUUAUUUAUCACGAGACCAAUGUAUUUUUAUUUGUAAACGUCGGGCCCCGCAUCGGCGAGAGGCCCAGCCCGCGCCCGCCACGCGCACACACCUCGCUGGCAGAGAGCUUUAAAAAAAUUAUUAAGUAAGCGAUGGCCCGGCGUCCUUAAUUCUAGUUGUAGAUUUUAAAAUUUAACGAUACGGUAAUGUGUAAACCGACUGUUAAAGAAUUGGAAGAUUAUAUAUGUUUGUACAGAGAGUAUAUUGAUCUCAGCUGCGGGCGUCUGCGGCCUGCCGUAGGAGCUUCUGUGAUGUACAAAAAGAUGAUGAGAAUAUUUGGAAUUUUACAAGUUUUUUAUAAUAUUAGUUUGUAAAGUAUACUUUUAAGUGAAGAUGGUGGUGUGAUGGUGAUCCAUCACACCUAAGCCGCUCGCAGCGUCCUUGUCCUCCCUCGACCCAUCCUUCUUCCCGUCCCACCCCAAGGCUCUUCGGAGCCUGCCAAAUAUUUCAAUGUCUCACGACAGACGUCAAAACAAAAUCCACUUCCAGUGGUAUUUUCAGCUCAAGAUACCUAUUAUUUAUCAAGAACACCUGUCACUCAACGAAGCUGAUGCAAGUAGACAAGUAGAAGAUACAUAUGAAGCAUUCAAGAUCGUGGUUUGGAGCGAUUUUAAGAAUAAUGCUCGGAGAAAAUUAUGUAAAAUCGUCAACGUAUCCAAGGGUGGUCCAGCAGUUAAAUUUAUAAUCACUGACUUGGAGCAUCGGGCGCUUGAAAUUAUGCAAAAUAAGUCUCCUAGCAAAGAUGAAGUAGUAGAGAUCGCUAUUGAUGGACAGGUACAAGAACAGGAGGAAGGAAAAAGUUUAUCGAACGCAUCCGUCCCGGACUAUAUGAAUUCAGUCGUUAAAACUGAAGACUGUACAAUGACUUCCGACACACCAGAAACCAGCAGACAAUCACCCCUAAUCGAAGAAACUCCAAAACCUCAACAACCCACCACCUCCAGUCAAGCGAUAAAAGAUGCCGUAACCCAACUCAUCUUAGAAGCUGAUAAGAAUGGAAGGGAUUACGGCAGGCAACGGGAUAGGAUCGACGUUGAUUUAGAGAGGGAGAGGAUUAGGCAAAGAGAUGAGGAGUUACGGCUGAGGGACUACGAAUUAAGGGAGAGAGUGAGACAGAGGGAUGUGGAACUCCAGCUACAAGAGAAAUGGCUGGAGUUCAUGAAGGAAGCGAUGCACCUUAUCAAGCGGCAUCUAGAUAAAUAAUAUACACAAACAUCCUAUGCUUAAGUACAAGUGUUUUAUUCGAUCUGCUCGGGGAACUGGCAACUAAUGUGUUAAAACACCUGGAGAUUUGGAGCUUGCUAGUCUGAACUCAAACUCAUCAGUCAAGAUUAUGUGUUCUACGUAACCUCUUCCUCUUGACUAUAAGGUAAUCUCGGAUAUUGUAUCCCUUCUAUGUGUAACAAUGGCUCAAUCCUUUCAAUACUUCUCAAACUAAACAAUAUUGAUGUUGGAGGGAAGCGUGGCUGAUAUCAGGCCAUUAUAAAUUUUAUGAUGGCCAGAAGUUAGGAAUUUGGUAGAGUUUAUCACCUCGGUGGUAUGGCUUUGUGGAAGAUACCACCCACACAUCAAAUAUUCCAUCAUACAUAAUGGUUUGAAGGGUGAGUGAGCCAGUGUAACACUCAAAUACCUAUGUUAAAGAAUCGCGUUUUAAUAACGGUGAUGUAGUUAUCGGAAAUUUAUUAGUAAUAAUAUGUAUAUUAAAUAUUUAAGUGGAAUAGUGUUGUAUUAUAAAUAAAGAUGUAUUAAUCAAGAACUGUUAGUAGUGCGUAAUAU
Vanessa atalanta (red admiral) is the source of this 3157-nucleotide messenger RNA. RefSeq names its product general transcriptional corepressor trfA-like. The transcript has 4 exons. The record is from RefSeq and is a predicted model, not a curated record. NCBI's taxonomy places the organism in Eukaryota, Metazoa, Arthropoda, Insecta, Lepidoptera, Nymphalidae. The coding region runs from base 1832 to 2584 and encodes 250 amino acids.